Molecule: messenger RNA, 1545 nt
Organism: Penaeus indicus
Lineage: Eukaryota; Metazoa; Arthropoda; Malacostraca; Decapoda; Penaeidae
Product: neprilysin-1-like
Exons: 10
Coding region: 52-1446 (464 amino acids)
Biological process (GO): protein processing
Cellular component (GO): plasma membrane
Molecular function (GO): metalloendopeptidase activity
Source: RefSeq, a predicted model, not a curated record
GAUAUAUAUAUAUAUAUAUUUUUUUUUUUUUUUUUUACUAAACAGUUGGUGAUGGAGGCAGCUAUCCAAUCAACAGACAGCAGUUGGGAAACGAACGUAGCUGGAAUUCAGGCUGACCUUGAUGACGGCGUCCCUGGACAGUUCAACAUCCUAGCCUUCCUGAAGGAGAUGUUCACCAACACGGGGGUUAUGAUCAACGAAGACGAGCCUAUUAUCUCCUUCAAGAGUCCCUUCUUCGCGAACUUAACUACCAUGCUGGCUAACACCCCCCCGCACACUAUCGCCAACGCUGUCGGCUGGUGGUGGGUGUACGACCUUCAGCAGGAGAUGACCUACGCCAUGAGGAACAUCUCCUUCACCUUCCAGCAGGCGUUGACGGGCGCGACGGAGCCGACGCCGAGGUGGGAGCACUGCCUCCCGCAGGCCAAUUACAACCUGGGAUUCGCUCUCUCCAGGGCCUACGUCGAUAGGUUCUUCCCCGCGACGGCCAAGGACGAGACAAGCGAGCUGGUGGAGGACCUUCGCGCGGCCUUCAAUUCCCUCCUGGACGAGAACACGUGGAUGCUGGCGGAGGACCUGGCCGUCGCGAGGGAGAAGCUGGCGGCGAUCGACCCCUUCGUCGCUUAUCCGGACUGGAUCAUGGACGACGCCGAACUCACCAACGGAUACGAGGGUCUGGAAAUAUUAUCCGGAAAGGAGUAUGAAAAUUUAUUGGCAAUUGGCAACUGGUUCGACAGGAAUUCGCUCGCGUCGCUGAGAGAAGUACCUGAGCAUUCAUUCCUCUUUCCUCCAACGGUGGUCAACGCGUUCUACAACCCUCAGGAAAAUACAAUCACCAUACUCGCCGGCAUUCUACAGACGCCCUUCUACGCCCACAAUACCCUCGCCGCCCUUAACUACGGAGGCAUCGGCAUGGUCAUCGGGCACGAGAUGACCCAUGGCUUCGAUAACACAGGGCGUCUCUUCGACAAGCAAGGAAACCUGGUUCAGUGGUGGAGCGAUGAAACCAUUGCAGCUUAUGAAGAACGUGCAAAGUGCUUCGUUGAUCAAUACAAUGGCUUUAUUCCACCUGAACUCAUCGAAGCCGGCUUGAACAUCUCGGUGAACGGCCUACAAACGGAAGGCGAGAACAUAGCAGACAACGGCGGGAUCAGAGAAGCAUACAAAGCCUACCAACUGUACGUAGAGAGGUACGGAGAAGAGCCGCGCCUGCCUGGCCUCGACGAAUUCACUCCCGAUCAUCUCUUCUACCUCGGAUUCGCUAAUGUCUGGUGCGAACACAAGACCGCCCAAUCCGUUCUGACUCAGCUGGCCGUCGACCCUCACUCUCCAGGAAGGUUCAGAGUCUUGGGGCCUCUCUCUAACGACGCCGAAUUCUCCCGUGUGUGGAACUGCCCUGCUGGUUCGCCAAUGAACCGUGGCGAUGAGAGCUGCCUCCUGUGGUAGUGGCUGAAGGAGGGAAGGAGGAGAGAACGAAGGAGGAGGUGAAAAGGGUGAAUGGUGAAAAAAAAUUUACGUGGAACUCUAUUGGGGAAAAUAUUUUUU